CUUUGUUUGAAUCUGAGCUUUAGGUUGAAUUCUUCUAUAUUUUGUUGCUUAAUUAUUUUUAAAGUCAUCAAGGGGGGCCUUUUAUUUUUGAAAUUUCAUUAACUAAUUAUUCUUUUUUGGAAUUUGUAUUGGUUUUACUCAUUAUUUUUUUAAAGGAAAAAAAAAAUCUGAAUUUACGUUUAACUAUUUGUAUUUAUGUUGUUUAUAGAAAAUUAAGUGAAUAAGUGUUUUUAAUUGGAAUAAAAUAGAUCGUGUAAGUUCAAAAGGGCCAGUGAGCUUUAGGUGAAUCAGUAGGUAGAAAAGGGUGUGACUGGUGUCGGUUUUGAUCACCAUGGUAUUAGUACUCUUCACUAAUCGUUGCCCAAAUAAAGAUGAAAUUAGAAGUCAAUAAGUUUUUUUCUCAUUUUGGCGAAAAUUUAUGAAUCAUGAUUAUCACCUGUGGUCUCUCUCUCUCUCUCUCUCUCUCUCUCUCUGUUAUAUAUUUUUUAUGAGUCAUUGAGUAGAAACGUACAGAUUUCUGUAGAACAGAUUGACUUUUGUUUGUCAUAUUGUGGUUUACACCUAUUAACGAUCAUGAUCAUAUGUUGAUAAAUGAUAACUGCAGAAGAACGAGUGGCAAUGAAAAUUGCAAAUUUUUUUUUUUUGCCAUGUAAUUUUUUGAAGUUUUUGAGGGAGAACCUGCAUUAUCAGCAAUUGUUGUGAUCUUGCUUUGGCUUAUUAUCAUUUAUUGCUCAAUUUCCUAGUUUCAUGAAUUUGAUGUCUGGAAAUCAUUCAUGAAAAUUUGAUAUAGCAGAUUCUUAAUGAAAUUAAAAAUGAAGCUUAUGAUAUCGAUUGAGAUUUUGUUGGAAGGCUGACCAUUAAGAAAAGAAUACGAGAAGAUAGACGAGAUUCUAGCACAUUGAAUUUUUCCCCUUUUUUGGCUCGUGGAAAAUGAUUUGUAUUGCAGAAGACAUGAUGAAUACCCAUUCAAACUAGAUUGUUCAUCUCUAUGCUUUUUUAUUCUCUCAUGUUUUCUUUGAUUUAAAAAUAAAUUUCAAUUUUGCUUAAUUACUUAACUAUGCUCCAAAUUCUAAUACUAAUCCCAUAAAUUGCAAAAUUUUAGGUACAUGUAAAAAAUGUCAUUGUCUGGUAAUUUUGAAGGAUGGCAUAUCUCGGGUUUGACUAAUUUGGAAAGACUACUAUUUUUUUUUUAAAAAAAAAAAGGGAAAAUAACAUUUAGUUUCAGUGCUUUGCUGCAUAUAUCAGAUGGCAGUGAAUCUUGUGGUGUUAAAUGAUGGAGGAUGGUUGCUUUGUUCCUUUUACUAUGUGUUCUUAUUUUUCUACUUUUAUGCUGUGUGUGAUUCCAGAGACUUGCAGUCUUAUCUUUCAGAUCUUAGCCUUUUUGUGGCACUUGAAAGUAAUAGAUUAUAUAUCCUGGUGGAUAAUCGGCCAUGGUUGAGGGAUUUUGGUUCACGGACAGCUCACUUGUGGCAGUUGAUGGUUACCAAGUCCAGGUUAUCUCCUUUUGCAAACACUAAGGCUCAGAGGGGGAGAAAAGAGGGAAAGGCAGUUUGUUCCGAGUCCAAUCUUUCUAAAUCAAAGAAGAUUGAAAGAUGGUUCUCAUUGAUUGAUGCAGCAACUUUGUCUCGGAAAAGAGGUUUGGUACCUGUGAAGAACUUACGGAAUUCUUUGUUUCUAAGCAAUGAGUUGCACAGGACCCUCUAUGGUUUUAUUGUGUUUGAAGUUUCAUGGACCAAUGUUCGAGGCAUUAACUACUUGAAUGAGCUUCAGACAGACACAUCUCUGGCUCUUGAGUCUAAGAUUAUGCGGAGAUGGGAAUUUGAUAGCAUAGAGCAAGCUGCAAGUUGUAUAUCUCUGUGGUUCUCAGGAACACUUUCUGAGCAGCUACACAUGAAAGAGUAUCUAGAAUCUGCAAUAGGUGAGAUCUUUUAUGAUGCUAAAGAAAAUUUCUCAAGGAUUAUUUCUAUUGAUGAUGAGGAUAAUAUCUGCAAUGAUAGUCUGGGAGGAGAGGAUAUUUCUUUAUGCUGCCCGGGUGGCAGUUCUAGUGUAAAUCAUGGGACCAUGGAAGAUAGAGCAAGUGAUCCACACACUCCUCCUCCCACAGGGCCGUAUAAGAGAAGAAGGGUAACCAAGUCCAUUAGUACUGGAGUUGAAGUUGAUUUUUAUUCUGAGGAAAUACAGGGUGAAAUUGAAGAUUGGUUGGAUGACUCAGAGACCUAUACCAGUGAUUGUGAAAACACUGUUGAACCUAAGCAGUAUCGAGAUGUUUUGAUUUUGUUUAAGUUCAAUGAUCCUGAUCUUCCUUUUAAACUGAGGGAUAUAGUAAUCUCUGACCUACGGUUACUUACUUUAUUAGAGGCUGGACUUCCAUCGUGGGUUCUAUUUCUUCAGUCAUAUCCUGGGUUUUGCCAUCUUUAUCGCCCCUGGAUGUGCCCUUUGGCUAGAGCUUUAUAUGUGCUGAUCUCAAUUGUCACUGUUCUUAUAGGAUUUUAUGAUUUAUACAAAAAUGUUCCAGUUCUUAAGGCAACUGCAUCUCGUUUGUGUGGACCACUUUUUGAUUGGAUAGAAACGUGGGAGAUGGUAUCAAGGAUCAAGUACUUAGGAACAAUGCUAUUUCUGCAUAACUUUCAGAAGGCUGUUACAUGGAUUUUAAUGGUCACUCGUACCACUAGAUCUUUCUUUUCCAUUUUCACACAACCUCUAGUUGAACCACUUACAGAGAUUUUAGGCAUCCUUCUACCAAUAUGGAAUGUGCUUAUGGAAGUGGUAGAGAGCUUUUGUUCUAUCGUUUGGUUUGUGAGUGGAUCAUUUUGCAAAAUGGUCAUAGAUUUAAUAGAGCUUACACUGUGGCCUUUAUGGCUUAUUGUCUCAAUGAUCUGGAGCAUCGCAACAACAAUUUUAUAUCCCAUAUUUUGGAUCCUUUGGGAGGUGCUUUAUACUCCAAUUCGAAUGGUCCUUGCAAUUGCCAGUUUUAUAGCCUUAAUUUGUGCUUGGAUAUCAGAAUUGAUUGGAGAUAUUUGGCGGUCUGUAAGUGGCAUAUUCCAGCUUGCUUCAGCAUCUGAGGCAACAAUGAGGACUUAUGAAGUUUCCAUUUGGCGGUCACUUUGGAAUGAUCUUUUUUCUCAGGUUUUUCGUGCUCUUAGGAGUAUAUUGAAUGGUUUUGUCGCCUUCUUUACAGCCUGUAAUAGGCAUCGCCUUAGCAUUUAUAAUCACAUACAGGAUUUCAUCCAAAGAAUAUUUGGUCGAGCCCAAAGAUCACAGCCCUCAGGUUAUAGACAUAAUGGGCCAACACGUCGGACUCAAAGUCUGGCUGAGGUAAAUAGUAAAAUUCACAUUAGCUGAGAUACAAUCAUUCUUUUUAUACUAAAAAACGGGAGGACCAUACCGUCUCAAAUAAAAUACCUUUGACAACAAAGCAGAGAGCCUAUUUUGAAGCAAAAAUGGAGGAAUAGCCAAACAUGGAAUCUUUUGUUGCACUUGUGACAGGAUUACUAUAGGGAGAACUUCAUUCUUUCGUUCUUUGUAUAUGUAAGUAUUAUUUUCAUUUGCUUUCCCAGCGCCUCUAAUUCUAUAUGUUGCUGUAUCUAAGUAGUCAAGUUUCCUCGUGUAAAUAGAAAUGUACAGCCAAAUUUUCAUAAAAUGUUGAGAGACUUUCAAUGUU
Molecule: messenger RNA, 3661 nt
Organism: Hevea brasiliensis (rubber tree)
Lineage: Eukaryota; Viridiplantae; Streptophyta; Magnoliopsida; Malpighiales; Euphorbiaceae
Exons: 8
Coding region: 1246-3342 (698 amino acids)
Source: RefSeq, a predicted model, not a curated record